Messenger RNA from Macrosiphum euphorbiae (potato aphid), 930 nucleotides. Lineage: Eukaryota; Metazoa; Arthropoda; Insecta; Hemiptera; Aphididae. The record is from the annotation of a GenBank genome assembly.
AUGAGUAAUGGCACUAGGGUGUUUGUCGGCGGCCUGUCUCAUCGCGUUCGCGAGAGGGAUCUCGAGAGGUUUUUCCAGAAAAUUGGCAGAGUCAAGGAUAUUGCUAUGAAGAACGGAUAUGCUUUUGUGGAAUUUGAUGACUACCGUGAUGCUGAUGAUGCAGUAUAUGAAUUGAAUGGCCGUGAACUCAAUGGAGAAAGAGUUUCUGUUGAACGAGCUCGUGGAACACCAAGAGGCAGUGAUGUUUGGCGUGGUUCAGGGCGAGGUGGUGAUUUACCACCUCCUCCGCCAAGACGACCUCGUCGUGAUGCUAGGGAUGACAGAAAUGAUAGGUACGGUCCACCAACAAGAACAAAUUAUAGAUUAAUUGUUGAAAAUUUGUCAAGUCGUGUUAGCUGGCAGGAUUUAAAGGACUUCAUGCGCCAAGCUGGGGAGGUUACUUAUGCUGAUGCACAUAAACAACGCAAAAAUGAAGGUGUUGUUGAGUUUGCAUCCUAUUCGGAUCUUAAAACUGCAUUGGACAAGUUGGAUGAUACAGAAUUGAAUGGACGUCGCAUUAGACUCUUAGAAGACAGAAGUAGUAGUCGCGGUCGUGGUGGAGGUAGACGCAGUCGUAGUCCUUCAAGUUCUCGUUCUCGUUCAAGAUCCAGGUCUCGUUCACGCCGGCGUGUACGCUCUCGUUCAAGAAGUAGGUCACGAAGCCAUUCCAAGUCAAAGUCUGAGUCUCGUUCGAAAUCUCCUUACAAAUCACCAGCUCAUUCCAAAUCGCGUUCCCGUUCAGGAUCUAUAGAUAAAAAGAGGUCUCAGUCACGUUCACAAUCAAUAUCUAAUAAGCGUAUUAAGCGCGAUUCACGUUCACCUGAUGAAAAAUCUCGCUCACCAUCAAGAGAGAAGAAUGGUGAUGCCAGUCCACAGUCAGGAGAUGAUUAG